Molecule: messenger RNA, 1035 nt
Organism: Ahaetulla prasina
Lineage: Eukaryota; Metazoa; Chordata; Lepidosauria; Squamata; Colubridae
Product: myoglobin-like
Exons: 4
Coding region: 300-887 (195 amino acids)
Biological process (GO): oxygen transport
Molecular function (GO): iron ion binding; heme binding; oxygen binding
Source: RefSeq, a predicted model, not a curated record
GGAGGGAAGGCGGUUGGGCACGCGCUGCGGGCGGUGCUUGACCGGGAAGGAGGCAGGGGCGGGGGCGAACGAGCUCCACCCUCAGGCGCCCGGGAGGAGCGGUGGCCGGAACGCGGGGCUGGAGAGCGCGGCUUCCUCGGCCCGCGGCCAGCUGGCAGUGGGAGAGGCCGCCUCCGCGCCAAGCAAAGUCAUUGCCAGCCCUUGCCUUCGGCUUCGCGUGAUUCUGGGCGGCGCUGGAGCGGGAGAGGAGGGGGCCGCAUCUCCGGGCUAGCACCCCCCCCACUUCGAACGGCCCAGGAAUGCGGCCGCCGGAAGCCCCCCGCCCCUCUCCCCAUCCUAACGGGCGCUCCCUUGUGCCAGUCAUGGCCGUCUUUGGGGGUCCCAGCGGGAAGCUGAAGGUGGGAUCACCUACUUCAGAUCCCUUAAAGGAUCUGACAGAAGUGGACCAGCAACUGAUCCGAGAUAUUUGGGGAAAGGUGUUUGACAAUGCUGAAGAAAAUGGCAGAAUUGUUAUCAUCAGGUUCUUCACAGAAUACCCAGAGAGUAAGCAGUAUUUCAAGAACAUUCCAAAUGAAGGGGACCUGAUGAUGAUCCCGGAGGUGGGCUUCCAUGGCCGGAGGAUCAUGGUGACUCUGAACCAGCUGAUUGAAAGCCUGUGUCACUGGAAGCAAGCCUGCAAGCUCAUUGAGCGGCUGGUGGAAAGCCACAAGAACAUACACAAGGUCCCAUUAAGCAUGUUCCAGUUCCUAUUUCAGGCCAUUCUCUCUGUCUUCCAAGAUCUCCUCAAAGAAGAGUUCACUGAUGAUGCCCAGUUAGCCUGGGAGAAGUUCUUCUUGAUUCUUCGAGAAGAAAUUGAAACUGCUUAUGCACAAGAACAGAAGCUUUGAACAAGCCCUGACUGACAUUAAGCAAUUGGGGAGCGGGUCCCCACCUCAUUGUGCUUGUAUUGGAGGAAAUAAAAUAAAAAAUAAAUGAAAUAAAAUAUAAAUAGAAUGAAAUGAAAUGAGUCCUUUAAUAAAGUGCUGGUUAUUUCUC